AUGCGUCGCCUAACCGAGUUCCAUGUCAUCCUCGCCCCAGCUCAUUUAUUCGCAUACGCCACAUUACUCGGUACACAACUUUACCAGAGCUUUGUGAUGGUGAAAGUGGCAUACCAAGCAUUACCGGCCCAUUCGUUUACAGACUUGCAAAAAAGAGUGUUUCCGAUAUACUUCCGUGGUCAAACAGCUCUUCUCAUUCUUACUGCGAUCACAUUCCCCCAUGGCCCGCUCGCUCUAGCUAAGAGGAAGGGGGACUGGAUACCCUUUUUCGUUGCCGGAGCUACGGCGCUCUUAAACUUAGCAGUAUAUGGGCCGCGCACGAGCAGGUUGAUGAUGAGGAGACGACGUCUAGCGAACCAAAUCGAUGGUAGCAGAAAGCUGCCAGGAGUCAAUCGAGAUUUCUCGUGGAAUCACGCGAUGAGUAUUCAUCUGAACAUCAUUACAAUUGGAGCGACGUUGUGCUACGGGUGGAGACUGGCCUCGAAGCUCAAUUUUGAGCAUUGGUAA
This is a messenger RNA of Paraphaeosphaeria sporulosa, 507 nucleotides long. RefSeq lists its product as uncharacterized. The transcript is spliced from 2 exons. Bases 1 to 507 code for a protein of 168 amino acids. The record is from RefSeq and is a predicted model, not a curated record. NCBI's taxonomy places the organism in Eukaryota, Fungi, Ascomycota, Dothideomycetes, Pleosporales, Didymosphaeriaceae.